Armigeres subalbatus is the source of this 4456-nucleotide messenger RNA. It is a transcript of the gene Isha, whose product is annotated as SR-related and CTD-associated factor 4. The coding region runs from base 149 to 4219 and encodes 1356 amino acids. Lineage: Eukaryota; Metazoa; Arthropoda; Insecta; Diptera; Culicidae. The record is from RefSeq and is a predicted model, not a curated record. The transcript has 12 exons. Gene Ontology annotation, cellular component: nucleus. Gene Ontology annotation, molecular function: RNA binding.
UUUUGAACCCGAAUUAAUGUGCGUGUGUGAAGGACGGAAACCUUGGUCAAAGCUGUGCGAAAUUUGCAAUUUUUUGGUGCGAAAUAUGCCAUUGAAUGGCUAAAAGUGUCUGAAUUAGAGUGUUGAAAUCAUCCGCAAGCAGUGCAACAUGGAAACGGUUCGCGUUUUUAAUCAGGAGCUCUCGGGGCUGUAUGAGGCCAAGCCGCCGAUCUCCAAGGCCAAGAUGGCCUCGAUUACCCGGAGUGCGAUGAAGGCCAUCAAGUUCUACAAACACGUCGUGCAGAGUGUGGAAAAGUUCAUCUCCAAGUGCAAGUCGGAAUACAAAAUACCGGGUCUGUACGUGAUCGACUCGAUCGUGCGACAGUCGCGGCAUCAAUUCGGCCCGGAAAAGGAUGUGUUUGCGCCCCGGUUUGCUCGGAACAUGGAGCAAACGUUUGCGCACCUGUUCCGCUGUCCCCCGGAAGAUAAGAGCAAAAUCAUCCGCGUGCUGAACUUGUGGCAGAAGAACAUGGUGUUUGCGCCGGAAGUGAUUCAACCCCUGUUCGAUUUGGCCAAUCCGGAGCACCCCUUGCACCAGCAGUACAAUGCAUCGCAGGCGGCGGCUGCCGCUGGGGGUGGUGCUGCCGACGCGUCCGGUGGCUCCAACGGAAUGAAUACCUCAGCUCUGUCGCAUGAUUCCCCGGGACCAAUGUCCCAUGACGAUAUGGGUAGUGCGUCGCAACCGUCGGAGGCAAAGGGUCUCGAUCCCAACACCAUUCGGCAGUUGCAACAGUUCCAACAACUUCUGUUACGUCAAACUAGCGGAGGUGAAGCGCACGGAUCCGGAAAAGAUCAAGUCAAAUUCAACAAAAAGCUGCUGGACUUUGACUACGGCAGCGAAGAAGACGAUGACAAGAACUCCCCAUCGGUUCCCUCGACGUCGCUACCGGACGGGAACAACAUUGCCCAGAUUUUGUCGGAUCCAAACGUGCUGAAGCAGCUGCAGAAUCUGCAAAAGUUGAAACAGCAUGAAAUGGAGGAGAAGCAAACGAAACUGACCGAGAUGAGACUGCAGGAGGAGAAGUUCGAGAAGCAUCUGGCCAGUGUACUAAAGGUGGCUAGCAAUAUUCAUACUGCCGAUCACAAGCAGCUUAUGAACAAACUUCCGUUUGCCAACGAGUGUGACCUGAGCCGCCAGCCGACGAUCGAUCUCAGCGGAGGUCUAUCGUCCUCUAAAGAUGCUGAUGCUGAUGACAUAGUUACUGAGGUCAUCAGCGACACACACAGUUCGUCCCCACGAAGCACGGCAGCGGACCAAUACAACAAGUCUUCGUCGUCUUCCCGCCGCCGGAAGAGCCGUUCCCGUUCCCGAGAUCGGCGUGACAGAGACCGUAACCGUAGGCGUUCCCGUUCGAGGUCGCGCAGCCGAUCGCAUUCGCGAGGACGUGGCCGCGGAGGACGUGAAUCAACUCGAGACCGCGAACGGGAUCGCGCCAGUCAGAAGGAUAAGGAACGUGACAAGGAGCGCGAGAGGGAGCGCAAGAAGCGAGGACUGCCGGAGAUCAAAAAGGAACAGCUCAGUGUUUGUAGUACGACUCUCUGGGUUGGCCACCUGUCGAAGCUGGUCCAACAGGAGGAACUGUCCGACACGUUCGGCAAGUAUGGUGACAUUGUUAGCAUCGACUUGAUUCCACCACGUGGGUGUGCAUUUAUCGUGAUGAACCGUCGCCAGGAUGCGUACAAGAGUAUGCAGAGCCUUAAAAAUCACAAGAUGCAUGGCCGGACCAUUACCAUUUCUUGGGCCACAGGGAAAGGUGUCAAAGGCAAGGAAUGGAAAGAUUACUGGGACAUUGAUUUAGGUUGCAGCUACAUUCCGUGGAACAAAUUGGAUCAAAAUACCGACUUGGAGAGCUUGGAGGAGGGAGGCAUGUUGGAUGAUGAAACGAUGCCACAAUGGAUGAAGGACAAGAUUGCGAAUGCUUCCAAAAAGAAGGAAGGAGAUCAAACCAGUUUAAGCGGCAAUCCAUUGUACGCAGUAGACACUAGCCAACCACCACCUACAGCCGCCAUUAUGGCCGGGAUGACGAGCAUGCCGGCGUUUACGAUGGGCGCAGUUAGUGCCGUUCCACGACUGCCCAUUAUGGGACUUCCGAUUGUCCCUGGCAUCGGAAUUAACGUCCCUCCUCCGAACCUGAUGAUGGCAUCAGGUAUGAGCAACCCACCGCCGCUUCCGAUGGGCGCUGGUUUCGGUGUAUUGCCGCCGCCUCCGCCGUCCCAAGUGGCACCUCCGCAUAUGCAGAGUGGCGGAGAUGAAAUGGAUAUUGAAAUGGAAGACGAGGGCUCCAACCAAAGUCACGGUCAUCAACCUGUCGGAAUGCCGCCCGUCGGGCCACCCCCAGGAAAUGCGGCUUUCUUUAAUCAACCGCCGCCCCCGCUAAUGCCGCCAAAUGCAAUGCCGUUCAAUAGAAACCAGCCGGAUAAUAAUGGCGGUGAUCGCGCCGGAUUUAAUCGGAAUGACAAUCCACACGAUCAGGAUCGCAGGAACCGAGGAGAUUUUGAUCGACGGGGAGGAGGAAGAGAUCGGGACCGUGCAGGUCGUGAUGAUCGCAGUGAUCGUGGAGGAGAUCGUGGUCGCGAAGAUCGUGGCCGUGAUGAUCGUGGUAGAAGGAACUUCAGGGAUAAUGAAGGCGGUGAAAGGAAUGAACGGCCAAGCCGUUGGGGAAGCAAUGACCGGAACAACUUUGGAAAUCGUGGAGGCAAUGAUGGCGGCCGCGACGAUAGACCCUUGUCCGAGAGACUGCGCGAGUUGGCCGGAGCGGACUUUAGCCAGCAGCAGCAGCAGCGUGGUGGAGAAGGCAACGAUGGGCAACAGCAAUUUGGUGGUGGAAGGAACUUUAGGGGCGGUCGUAAUAACAUGAAUGAUGGUCGUAAUAAUAUGAACGACGGUCGUAAUAACAUGAACGACGGUGAAGACUUUAACAAUCGCGGAGGUAACGAUUUCGGCGGUCGUGGCAAUUUCCAGCAAGGAGGUCGUUUCAAUAAUAAUAAUAAUCAACGAGGUGGUGGACGAUUCAAUAAUCGUGGAGGUGGAUUCAUGCAAAAUCGAGGCGGCCCUGAUGGCGAUAAUAUGCAAGCCAUGAACAUCAUGUCGCUACUCAACAUCGAUCCGUUCUUUGGCGGUAACAACAACAACAACAACAAUGAUCAAGGUGGUGGUGGGGAUGACGAUCAACAACAGCAGCAGCAGCGCUUUUUCGACCGUGGCAACGAUGGUGGUAAUUUCAAUAAUCGUCGUCAGAACAACUGGAACGAAGGUAUGGAUCGUGGCGGAAACCGUGGUAACCGCGGUGGUCGUGGCAAUUGGAGGGAUAAUAAUGAGGAGGGCGAUGGAGGACGCUUCGGGAACAGACGCAAUGAUCAAAGAAAUCCGAGAAACAAUGAUUUCGGAGGUAACCAGGAUGAUCAUCAUCAGCAACAGCAACAGCAGCAGCAGCAGCAGCAGCAACAACAACCACCGCAACAGAAUCGCAAUGAACAAGCACAAAAUAAGCAAGGAUUGCGGUGGGAUGAAAAUGAUGAAAACUGGGAUGACGAGGUUCCUGUGGUUCAGAAGCGUAAUGUUGAUCCACCAAAAGAAAACAGACAGGAGCCGCAGCAUGAGCAACACCAGGACCAACACCAGGAGCAACACCAAGAGCAACAGCAGGUGCCCCAAAAGGAACAUGGCAAUGAAUCACACGGGAAUGAUAAUAGUGGUCAAAAGAGUAAUCCGUCCGAAUCACGUAUUGAUGAAGGUGGAGAAUGGGAUGAGCCACGAGAAGAACGGAACGAAGGUGGCAAAAAGCAUGGCGGUGGUGGAACCCCACUGUUCGAUGAAACGCAUUCCGGUGAACAGCAAAAUCCACCACCGCAGCAUCACUCACCGGAACACCGACUGCAAGACCAGCAACUGGAAACUAUGCGGAAUCCAAGUCCUCCUCCAGUUGUUCGGGAACCAGAACCGGAACCAAGACAGCCCUCACCGGAACCACAAAGGCCACAAUUGUAUUCGCCGUCUCCACCACCGGCAGCGGUUAAUGCCCCAGAGCCCGUCUAUGAAGCCCCUGCUCCGAAUCCUGAACCCGCACCAGAACCAGCAGCUCCAGUUUCGGAGCCUCCACCCCAAAUGGAAGCCCCUUCGAAUGCUGAUCCUGUCGCUCCCGCAGUAGAAGAUUCAGUCCCUCCUUCCGAGGAUGCUUAAAUACGUGCACUACAAUUCAGUGCAUCUAAAAAAUAUCAAUUUUCAGUAGGUUUUACUAAAAAACCUAUAUUUUUUUUAGAUAAAAAUAAGUUAUGAAAUGCGAUUAGGUUUAAAUUACAAAAACGAAGAAGAGAAUUUGUUUUCCAAUUGGUUUGUCUUAGGUAGAAGGCAUGUAUCCGAUCGCAGUUUUUAGGUUUUUCAAAUCACAAUUUUAAUAUAUUCAAACUCGAAUCUUAA